GGGUCAUCUGGCGUUGGAUCGUCUGGCUCGACAGCGGGCAUCGGGUCACCAGGCAUGACAGCAGGCACUGGGUCAUCAGGCAUUGGAUCGUCUGGCUCGACAGCGGGCAUCGGUUCACCAGGUAUGACAGCGGGCACUGGGUCAUCAGGCAUUGGAUCAUCUGGCUCGACAGCAGGCAUCGGGUCACCAGGUAUGACCGCGGGCACUGGGUCAUCAGGCAUUGGAUCGUCUGGCUCGACAGCGGGCAUCGGGUCACCAGGCAUGACAGUGGGCACCGGGUCAUCAGGUACCGGAUCGUCUGGCUCGACAGCGGGCACUGGGUCAUCAGGCGUGAUAGGAUCA
Staurois parvus is the source of this 342-nucleotide messenger RNA. NCBI's taxonomy places the organism in Eukaryota, Metazoa, Chordata, Amphibia, Anura, Ranidae. The record is from the annotation of a GenBank genome assembly.